Leguminivora glycinivorella is the source of this 3460-nucleotide messenger RNA. RefSeq names its product nostrin (gene Nost). Gene Ontology annotation, molecular function: protein binding. Gene Ontology annotation, cellular component: cytoplasm; plasma membrane. The coding region runs from base 326 to 2287 and encodes 653 amino acids. The transcript has 14 exons. Lineage: Eukaryota; Metazoa; Arthropoda; Insecta; Lepidoptera; Tortricidae. The record is from RefSeq and is a predicted model, not a curated record.
UGUGCCGCUGCCGAUGACGUUCGCCACUCACUCACCUCACUUCACUCGUUUGACUCAGUUCAGUACUUCAGUAUCAAUUCGAAGUAGUAUCGGGGUGGACGCACGAGCGUUGCGUCCGUGUAACUCCACACUGCCGCAUCCCAUAAAGUUUUUUGUUUGUUUCUUCACAAGAUAUUGUGUAAUUGAAGACUUCCGUGGUCACGUUGUGAGUGUGUAGUUCACGGAUUUACAACUGUCCUGUCGAUCCCGCAACUGGUCGUUCAGCGGGACGAGCAGUAAGGCCGGCAGCGGGGAUGCGCGCGCGGCCGCCUCCGACGCCGGUGCCAUGAGCCGCGACGUCUCCACCAAGAUCGCCGCGGGCAUGGACCGCUGGCAGAACACGCUCGAGGAGAUGAUCAACCUUCGCACCUCCAACAACCACCAGGCCUUUAAGGAUACCUCGUGGGCGCUUAGCGGUUUCGAUGAACUUCGACUAUACGUUAAGCAAGGCGGUGAUUUCAGCAAGGAACUAGCAGCUAUAUUACAAGAAAGGAUAGAAGCUGAAAAUUAUUAUUCGAAGUGUCUAGCGAAACUUGGCACUAAACUGAGCAAGGCUUGCAAAGAGAGCAUUGGAUCCUGCGCCGAGGCGUGGAAACAUGUCGCCACUGAAAUGGAGAAACGAGCAGAUAUUCAUAGGGCAUAUUCUCACGCUUUAACAGAGGAGUUAGUAAAACCUAUGAAAACUGUAAUCGACAAUCAACUAAAGCUAAGAAAAAAGAUCGAGGGUAAUGUGGAUAAAACUUCGCGGACUCUCUCCGAGUGGCGCACAAACGAAGUCAAAUCUAAGAAGAAUUCGCACGCAGCGGCGAGGGAAAACGAGAAACUGCAAGAUGCUACUUUAGAUAUUAGUCGGAUGGCUCGCAGCUCGAGCGUGGGGCACAUCCCGCACGCGCACUCGAUCCUGAGCGCCGCGCGCGCGGAGCGCGUCGCCGGCGCCACAAGCGAACGCGACGCGGCCAAGCUCCUAGUCAAGAAGAGGAAGACGGAAGACGCCGUUAAAAAGACUGAAGUCGAGUAUUAUAAUGUUUGCGUUCACGCGGAAAGAGCCAGGCUCGAGUGGGAAUCGAGCGUGAUGAAAGGCGCCGGCAUGCUUGAAUCUCUGGAAGAGGAGAGGCUGGCUCAGCUGAAGACUGCGGCCGACUGCUACCUCCGGUUGACUGCAGCGGUCCCUCCGCAGCUAGCUGAGAUAUCCAACAACCUAGUGGGCCCCAUAAGCAAGGCGGAGCCGCACGUGGACAUGCGCGUGGUGCGCCGCGUGCGCAGCGCGCCCGCCGGCGCCACAGAGCAGCUGCUGCCAGAUUUCUACUGCGAGCACACCACGCUCGCCAUGAACAAGGAGCGACGCAAGCAGGCACUUCUAAAGAUUCUACAACUAGUAAAACAAGAUAUCGACCGAGAGCGCAAGUCCAAGCAGGGCCUGGAGAAACUCUCGAUGGCCAUGAAGCAGACACCCACCUUCGGCAACGACGACUCGCAACAGAAUGUCGCAGACAAACUAUAUCAUAUGAAAGCAAUGUUGACAUAUUUGGAAGCAGUAAGAUACAAAAUAACAUCAACAUUGAACGAACUGGACAGCCGAGCUCCCGUCAAUCACCCCCUGGCGACACACAUCAAGGUCAUCAGGGACAAGCAGGGGCUACAACAGAGUGUACUGAAGGUGCCUCCAUGGCUGCAAGAGGACUAUCAGAACGAGGUCAACAAAAACCUGCAACCAAACUACACUGCGCUAACAAAAAGCGUGAACGGCGGCGGCGAAGAGAGGGAAAGGCGUGAUUCCAUAAUGAGCAGAGCGUCGAGCAAGCUGCGGAUAGAGCACCUGUCGUUCCGGCGGAACGCGGAGAGCCGCAGCGCGCCGGUGACGCCGCUGUGCGCGGAGCCGCCCGCCGCGCCGCCGCCGCCGCCGCCCGAGAGCCCGCUGGACUGGAGCGAGCGUGGCGCCGGCGACGGCCUCUCCAACCAGCAGGACAGCGACUUCGACGAGUUUUCAUCGCAAAGCGACAGUUCCACUGAUCUGACGGACAUACUGAAGAACGAGAGCGGAGACAACACGACACCUGCCAAGUCCAUCGGCAAGUGUAGAGCGCUGUACAUUUACGAGGCCAGGCUUAACGACGAACUCACUCUAUCGCCAGGCGAUAUCAUAAAUAUCCACGAGAAGCAGGAGGACGGCUGGUGGGCCGGCGACCUGGACGGCCGCUACGGCAUCUUCCCCGCCUCCUACGUCGAAGAGAUCACCACCUGUAUAUGAAUCUGGCAACUACUUACCUACGAUCGACCAUACACACAUUGGCGGUCUUAUUUGAAGACGAAGGCCGUUCAGGGUUCAGCCAACGUAUACUAGCUAGUUCUCGCAAUCGCAUUUCUGUAGUGACGUAGCGUCAACGAUUGUCAUUUCGGCUUGGCCGGCAAAUGAGUUUCUUUACCUAUGUAUGUAAAUUAAAAGCCAAAAGAGUAAAAGGACUGAAUAAUACUGAAUUUGAACUUUAUUCAACGCGUAAGUCUGUUUUGCUUUGUGGUAAAUGAUAAAUUAAUCGGUCAUUGCUUAUUAGCGUCAGCCGUGCCAACAUAAUACGUCGCUAGCAUGGAAAAGGUAGUACGGUUUUCGUUGUAUGUCACACACAGAAAAGCGCCAAUGUUUAGUGAGCGUGGGGCCGACGUCGACGUCUGUCGCCGUAAUUCGAUGUCUGAGGGUGAUAGACUGAUAUUCUAUGCACCUGAUACAACAAUCCUAACCACCAUACACAAAGGAAUAACGCACAAACUAAAGAAAAAUAUACUAUAAACACUAUAGAUAUUUGAAUCUGGGCCUCUUGGGGUGAACAUAAUGAGCAUAUAUAUCCUUACGCUGAGUUUAGACGAGCAAGUUAUUGCUGCAUGUUUUGAGACAGAAGUAUAUGCAAGAAAGAGAUGCAGAUAUUGGCCGCUCACUCUUACCUAUAGUUGCGUCUCAAAACUUGCAGCAAUAACUUGCUGGUCUAAACUCAGAAGUCGUGGAAUGGAGCCUACGGAGAAAUAGAUGAAGUACAGACGUAUUUUUGAAAGCGCCAGUCGCAGUCAGAACAAAACCAAAUGUGCCACCAGGAGUCAUCUCAUUCAGAUGUUUAAACAUGUAAAUGGUCCACGUAGUGGGUAUUUUUAUUCCUUUGUUAAUGUUUAGUGCUUACUACAUAUUAUUUAUUGAAAUUGCACAUUAUACAUAUACCUACACAGGAGACUACUGAUAUUUCUUUACGAGCAGUAGAUGUAGGUAUGUAUGCACCCGACGUUUAAUCUUAUACGGAAUAGUUGUUAUAAGAUCAAAUUAAGAGUGAUCAUGUACGUUGUAUAACUAUCAUUAAUCCAAAAUGUAAUUUUAAGUAAAAUAAAAUGAACCAAAGUGCUGAUUAAUAUUACUUAAUAAUAAACUGUUAAAGAAUGAUAA